GUCUCAGGUUUGCCUUGGCAUGUCAUCUGCCCCCUGACUCGCCAUGGCUUCCGUCAUCGCGGCACGCUGAUGACGGGCCACACUGCGGCCGCAGGGUCUCGCUCUGCACCCGUGGCGGCUGUGCGGAUUAGACCCUGGCUGCCAAACGAGGAUGCCGAUGCUAUAGAGACGGUGGCUGUGGCCGCGCAGCAGGUGGCUGUGGAAAUCCGUGCACAGGGGCAGAGCUGCCUGUAUCCUUCGCACUUUGUGUUUUCGCCCAAGCACCCGCAGGCCUCGGUGUACAAGGAACUUGUGACCAACAUCAUCGGCGAGGCCAUCGCCUCGGGCCGGGGCGGAGCCAUCGUGGCCUGCGGCCCCGCCGGCAGCGGGAAGAGCCACACCCUGUUGGGCUAUGGCUCGGAUCCGGGGCUGAUUCCCCACGCCACGCUGGACAUCUUUUGCUCCGUGUCCUCGGGGGGCGGCAAGUUGAAGGUGUGGUGUUCCUACUUCGAGGUUGAUCACGAACUCACCGACCUGUUGGCGCCGCUUCCAGAUCCCAAACUAGAGGAGACCGGCUUGGGCGAGGUUCCCUUGGAGGUGGUGGAGCUCCGCGGCUCCGGCGUGCACGUCUGCGGCCUGGCGGAGUGCUACGUGGAAUCCAUCGCGGAGGUACAGCAACUGGUGGACUAUGGACAUCAACGGAGGGCCGCGAUGGAGAAGCUCUGCGGAGCCGGGAACUCCCAGGCUCCAGCAGUGGUUGAGGCAUGGUUUUCAUGGGUUGAUGUGCCUUUUCCAUCCCCGAUGGUAUUUCCACUACAAAAAGGGAGAACACGUGUACGGUAUAAAAUGGUCUGGGGAUAG
Cladocopium goreaui is the source of this 840-nucleotide messenger RNA. Lineage: Eukaryota; Dinophyceae; Suessiales; Symbiodiniaceae. The record is from the annotation of a GenBank genome assembly.